AAUAGAGGUGCCGGCGCACGCGUCUUCCCGCUGUCAAUUUCGUCCGGAUUAGGCGCACGAUUAGCUCCCGUGCGGAGAGCACGGCGAAGUGUAUAUCCACGUCAAAAGAACCCUUUUGACCACCCCGCGAGUGAAGUGUUCCUCAAAAUGGUGUGCGGUUGCAUAAUACGUCUGCAGUUAUGUGUGUGACUCAGCACUCUUAAAUUACUUAGUGACAUUUCCACAUCUAGUAUAACAGCACACUCAAGAUGCUGAAAGGUCGCGGCCGUGACCCUCGGACCACCUUCACUAUUCCGGGGCACAACGCAACGCGCCCUUCGACUCAGGCACACAACACGAUGCGACCACCGGCUCAAGGACAGACACACGCUACACUGCGCCAGACUGUGCAGAAUAACAGAGCGCCUUUGUCAAAACCAGAGCCAGAAUAUGAAGUUGUCGAGUUUCCAACCGAACAGUAUGUGAACGCAAAGCUUCAGCCUCCGCCGCCACCGCCUCCGCGACCUCCCACAGGUCACCCGUUGGAAGCUGGUGCAUCAUGUGGACUGUGUGGGGGCGGCGGUGCACGUGUGAGAUGCUCAGAGUGCGGCCGCCGAGCUCUCUGCGCCUCAUGCGACGAUAUGUACCAUCGCCAUCCGAAACGAAGAAACCAUCAGAGACAGGCUCUACCCACAUCACAAUUACUGGACGAAAGACCUCCACUACCUCCGAAAGGCACGCCACCUGUACCUCCACCACGACGACACAAGAUGAGUGGUGACAGAAUGAGCGCAAGCCCCAGGCCCCCGGCAAUGGACCAGCGUCGAGCCACUUUAGGACACCUAUCAAUGAAUUCAAACCAAACCGCAACUUUACCACUUAACAAUAAUGUUCUUCAUUCGCAACAAAUACCUCCUCACCUUCAAGCCAAGCUGUCGCAACCGAACACGAGUCAUCUCGGCAGUAUGCCAUAUCUCGCCAGCCCGACCAUGCAACACGCACAAGCGCCUGUCAAUCAAAUGCAGUCAAGCCCCGUGGACCAUCAUUCUACGGCGUGGGGGCGUCCUCGCGGAUCGUUGCCUGGAUUCAACAUGCCUUCAAAUAUGGCAAUGACGUCAGAAGCAUGGGAGAAUGCAGAGACUCACGCUCCUCCAGGUCAGCCUUGGAGUCGGCCGUUGCGGCGGGGCGCGUCAGUACUAGAGCUGGGCGGCAGCGGCGCGCAGUGCGGCGGCUGCUCGCACUGCGCGCCGCUGCCGUGGCGAUACGGCAGCUGCGCUAACCUCGAGCACCCGUGGAUCGGCGGCUGGCCGCAGCCGCCUCCUUCUUGCUGUGUUCACCCACCCCAGCAUCCCCAUCUACACUCGUAUACCCCACAAACUCCACAACCGUACCGCAGAGGGGACAGCCGUACAAUGUCUCGUGCUGCGUCACGAACUGGUUCCCGUGCAGCUUCCCCAGCAGUAAGUGUUCGAUCACGCACUUCUCGCCGCACGAAACAUCGUACUCCUUCUCCGCCGCCGCUACCGUCUAGCGAUGCCGAUUCAGAAAGCGAGAGUGAUGGUGCUCCUGCUCCUACUCGAGUACCAGCCUCCAUCCCUGCAGCCACGCCUCCCACCCAGGCUCCUACAACUCGAGCUGUCAGUCCUGUCAACCAACCCCAAGAACAAGACGAGGAAGAAUCUAUGGGCCCCGCACCGCCGCCUCCUAACACAUCCUGGCAGUGUGAACACUGCACGUUCGUGAACGAGCCAGGCGUACGUGUCUGUGCAAUUUGCUGCCGUACACCGACUGCUGCUCCUAAAGUCAUUGAUACUAUGAACAGCAGUAUAGCGCGAUUAAAAGUUCAAGAGAAGAGCUCACCAUCACCUGCGCGUUAUAUAGAAGAACCGCGAGAAAGACUAAAUGGAGAGGGAACUAAAAAUUUAAAUAAAAAGGAGAAAGCUUCUACUGGAUGUGGACCAUCACCACCGCGGGAAGAAAAAACAAAAAACAAACCCACAAACAGGCUUAUGACUCCUACGAGAGAAAACAUUAAUGAUCAUACAGAGUCACUAAAUACAAGACUGGUUACAUCAUCACGUCAAGAUUUACAAGAUUCUGUCAAAGUAGCGUCUCCGUCUCGAGAAAUCCCUACUAUCAGAGCCUCUCCGUACCGGGAAAGUCAAUCAAGGCAGCCUGAGAUUCAAAAGCAUAGUGUUUCGGUUGGUCCUUCCCCGCCACGUGAUAAUAUAUCAAAGCGAGAGUCGAUUGAUCCGUCAUCGAAUAAUUCUAAUAAAAGCAAUUAUAAAAAGUCCAUUGCUACUUCCCCUCCGCGUGGUGCGAUUCUUGAAAGUCAUUCAUCAUCUUCAUCCCUCCGAGCCAACGUAUCAAAUACCGGUACGUCUCCACCGCCGCAAAGUAUCUCCACACAGACUUAUGAAGACCCAAGUUCAUGGGAGCGCGCACCCUCCGCUUCACGGUCUCGCUCAAGACCCCGGAGACGAUUCCGAGAUGAAACUCGCCGGGAACGUUCACAUAGUAGACACUCGAUGUCCAGUGAUACCCGAGAGAGCGAACGGAGCGUCCGCACGAGCGGCGGUGGCGGUGGUGGAGGAGGAGGAGGAAGGUGGGAGUGGCGCGAGACUCGCGACAGCAGCCCCGGCGGCGACUGGAGUGACGGCGAGCGCCGCCGCGCCGGCACGCGCCUUACGCGCCGCGCCUCGCAUCUAGACCUCCACAGGACGAGGCCGGCGCGUCGCUCCAGCUUCUACGGCUCGGAGGCGGCGUCACCGGAACCCUUGUCGUCUGGAAGAGCGAUAUCUCUAGAAGCGCUAGUGAGCGCUGGAGCUCGGCGAGAAACGGAACGGGGGCUCGAACUGGCGAGACUGAUGAGCGAGGCGGAGAGGCUCGGGUUCAGUGCGGCGGAGGUGCAUGCAGCGCUGGCGCAGAGCCCGGGCGCGCCGCUAUCGUGGCUGCGCGAGCGCUGGCCCAGCCUGUGCGCCGGCGUGCGCGCGGCGGCGGCGCGCCUGGCGCCCGGUGCCGCCGUGUCCGAGCGGGAAGCACGCGCCGCGCUCGCGCGCCACCGCGGACACAUGUGGCCCGCCGUCACCGACUGCGUCGAGAGGCAUCGCCGCCAGACGGAGGCGGUAGCUGUAGGCGAGGAGCGAAGACUACGUGGUCAUGUAUGGGGCUCCCCAGUAGGCGCGGACGAUGACGCUGCUCCACCCGCUGCUAGCCGUCAACACCAGCGCCGCCUGCGCGCAGAAGAUAGUUCAGAUGAGUUUGAAGGACCAGGACCGACCGUAUUUCAAGACGAUGAUUGGAUGUAUUUACCGCUAGACUCGAAUAUUAAUCAAUACGAAAAUGGACAAAAUCUAGAGAUAGGGGACAAGACUUUCAUAGAAAAGACUAACGAUAAAACUGAAGACAUAGCAUUAAAAUUAAAAUCUCUUCUUUUGCAAGCCGGAGUUCCUUCUAUUAAUGAAAAUUUGCUUUUAAAAGGACUCUUAGCCGAUAACGCCAUAUAUAAUGAAAAUGCUAAUGUAAUGGGAACUAAACCAUAUUCGAUGGAUUUGAGUCAGUCUGAAAAUGAUUUUAUUGAUGCUUAUAAUGCACUAACUAGGUUAAGUCCAUUACCAAAUAACUAUAAACCACUAAGUACGGUAGACAAUAAGAAAGAAAUAAAAAAACAAAAUGAUGUAACGCAAAGUGUAAAUGAAUAUUCUAAAAGUGAAAACAUAAUUCCAAUUACUAAUAAUAAUAAACUUGACCAAAUCGAUAACAAUAUUAUUCAAUCCGUAUCGUCAAACAAUAGCUAUUUGCAAGUUUCUGUUAAUAAAAAACAACAACAAACAGAAAAUAAAUUGAAUGAAAUAGUUUAUCCGGAUAAGCUAAUAAUAAAUACUGAAGAUGAACAAACGCUUAAAAAACAAUAUAUAUUGCAUGAAGAUAGUUCAACAAAUAAAGAAGACAUAAAUCUAGUUGAAAUGCCUGGACAAAUUAUAAUUACUCCUGAUAAAGUUGAAAACGCAAAUGAAAUUAAUAUUCAAACAAACAGUUUCAAAACCAAGGAAGAUAUAAAUGUAUCUUUAACAGAUGUAUUAGAAAUUGCUCCAGAAAAAGCAGAAAAUGACCAAAUACAAGCUUCGACAUCUUCUUCAUAUAGCAUAGACAGUAAUAUUAAUAACACUAUACUAAAUCCUUCGUUACUGUACAAGGAAAUAGAUGAGUUUUCACAAAUUGCAAACAAUAUAAGUCAAAACAAAACAGACAUAGCGAACAUAAGAAAUCACUCCGAAGAACAAAGCAUAGAACAUUUAAUAAAAGAAGUAACUUCUGAAUCAAUUUCAGAUGUGUCACGUUCCCCCGAUAGAAAAAAAGACAUAAAAACUAAGAACAGUACAAAUGUUAAUAAUCAAGAAGAAGAUAAAUCCACAAAUUUAAACGACAUUGUAGACAAUACACAAAAACUAAUUCAACAAAUGAAAGAAGAAAUUAAUUCAGAUAUAUAUUCUAUUGAGGAUGCUAAUGUUUCCCAAAGUGAAAGAGACACUAGUACUAAUGAAUCCGAUUUCUCUUCAGAACAUGAAUCAAGUUAUAGUGAUACAGGAGAAGAGACGGAUAAUUUAACUUCAGAUGAAAAUGUAGAGUCCAGUACUAACGAUGGAGAGGAACAAAUUACAGAAAGAUGUACAUCCGUAAUAAACAGAACUAGCUCAGAAGACAAUGAACAGUUUGAAGAAGCUAUGGAUCACAUACAAGAACAAAUAGAGGAUUUUAAACAUACAAAUAUUGAAAUUUUAGAUUCUAUAGCACGUAGUUUACAGGAAGAACAAAUAAUUUCAGUAGAAUUAAAUAACCAUGAACCUUUGAUAGUGAAACGACAAGAUCGAAAUAAUAAUAUAUUUACAGCUGUACAAAGUUUUGAGGAAAUUUAUGAGCAACUAAAUACCAAUGAAGUUGCAAAUAUUUCUCCUAAAUCAAAAGAAAGCGGUGAUACAGUUAAAUUGAAUAAAAAUAAUUUAGAAAAAUAUGACAUAAAUAUAUCAUUAUAUAAGCCUGUAUCCGCAACAAAAUUAAUAUUAAUCGAACAAAAGGAACCUAUAUUAAAUGCGAUAGAAGAAAAUAUGGAGGAACCUUUAAGCUUAGAAGAUAAAAAUAAAAAUUUUCGCAAUAACGAUGGUAAAGAACAAAUAUCAAAUGACCAACUUCACGCAGAUAGUAUUCUCAGUACGAAUAAUAUAGUAGAGUCAGAAGAAAUUGUAACCGAUGAUAAUACUACAAAUAUUUUAGUUAGACCCAAUGAUCGUUCAAGGACUACAUCCUCUGAAAAUGAUAAAUCUAUCUCAAACAUACAUUUGGAUAAAGAAGAAAAUGAGUUCAUAGAAAAUAAAAAUAUAAAUAUAUCCGAAAAUAAAAAUACUUCUGAUAAAGUAAUUGAAAAAAACAAGAGAUCCAGAAAUAACACAUCAGAAUUAAUACCUGUAAAUCAUGAAAACGACAAUAAUGGCAAUAAAAAUAUGACCACGUCUAAGUCUAAUAUACCUAAACUGAUUAGGGUAGUACCAAAAAAUAAGCAUAAAGAGGACAAAACAGCUCCUAAAAUUUUGCCAUCUAAAGUUCCAGUGAGACGUAAUUCUGUUAAACAGUAUCCCGCUCCUGCACCGCCAAAGUCCCAAUUUGGAUCCAUUCAAAGUGGGUUUGUUAAACAAUUACAAACCAAGCUAUUUAAUGAUAAAUCGCCAAAGACUGAUAUAAAUAAUAAAAAAGGUGAAGGAAAAGCUACUUUCAUAUCAAAUUCAAUUAAAAAAAGACAGGCACCUUCAGCGCCCUCGAAGUCAGAAGAGAAUAAACAAUCACUUACACCAAAUGCAUCACCCUCGAAGGAGAAAAAUAAUCAUUAUUUUCGUGAAACUUGCCGCACGGAAGAUGAAUGGACGGAGAGUGACACUGAAGAUUCCCAAAUGCAAACUGCAAAACCCAGCGAAGAACUGCACCGGGCACCGACACCACCGCCACCGAUUACCGUACGUCGAGUAUCAGGCCAAAUUAUCGACUUGGCCACAGUUCGUCUCCCGGAAGGUUCACCUGAGAGACAAGCUCGCAUGCUGUUAGCUGAAGGUGCUGCAGAGAACUGGGAUCAGGCGCAUCUAGCAGUAGAUCUAGUGUCGCGUGGAGUGGACCCUCCGGCUGCAUUACUUGCUGCGCUAGAAUGCGCCGAUUUGACAUCUGCUUUGGCUUAUUUAAAUCAAGAGUGUGAGCUGUGUGCUUCACGACUUCCGGAACAUGAAAUGGUUACAAUGCUUCGUUGCACUCACCGCUGCUGCCGCGAGUGCGCGAAACUAUACUUCACUGUGCAAAUAACAGAGAGAAGUAUAGCCGACUGUGUAUGUCCGUACUGCAAAGUGCCGGAGUUGGAAAGCCUCCCUGAAGAUUCGUGGCUCGAGUAUUUCGCGCAUCUAGACAUACUAUUAAAAACAUUACUGGAGUCGGACGUACAUGAAUUAUUCCAACGCAAGUUACGAGAUAGAACUUUAGCAAGAGAUCCAAACUUCAGGUGGUGUAUGGAAUGUUCCUCCGGUUUCUUUGUUCACCCGAAGCAGAAGAAAUUGCGAUGCCCCGAAUGUAGAUCGGUGAGCUGCGCUACUUGCAGAAAACCGUGGUCAUCAAAUCACGAUGGAUUGACCUGUGAACAAUACGCCAAAUGGUUGGAAGACAACGACCCCGAAUUAUCAAUAUCAGCUGUACAACAGCAUUUACGAGAAAAUGGUCUAGAGUGUCCUCGAUGUCAUUUUAAAUAUUCUCUAUCCAGAGGAGGGUGCAUGCACUUCACAUGCACGCAAUGCAAAUAUGAAUUUUGUUAUGGAUGUGGGAAACCUUUCACCAUGGGCGCACAAUGUGGUCUUAGUGAAUAUUGCGCGAAAUUAGGACUACAUUCGCACCAUCCACGUAACUGUCUCUUCUAUCUUCGUGAUAAAGAGCCGCAUGAAUUGCAAACACUUUUACAGAUGAAUAACGUAACAUUUGAAACGGAAGCACCAGAGGGCAGCACCAAUCGUUGCCCAAUACAACUGCAGCGCGAAACACCUACUGGACUUGUGGAUGGCAUUUGCGGGAAUGAUGUGCCGCCCUUACACGGUGGAUUAUGCAAAAACCAUUACCUGGAGUACCUGAGCCGAGUAGUUCGCGCGCGGGGCAUCGACCCGCUGCCACUGCUGGGGGUCGACGACCUCGAGACACUAGUACGGCGCGCGGCGCUACGCCUGCCGCCGCGGCCCUACGGCUCCUUAGAGGGGCUCUACAAGCGCGCGCUCAUAGAGAUUGUAAGAGAAAAAAUACCAUUGGAUUGACGAUACGAUUAUCAUUUCGACCGGACAAUGAAGAUUCCAGUGAUAUAAUGUUGUUUCUAGGGAUUACGGUCGCCUUCAUGUUUUUAGUAACUCUCAAUAUUAUGUGUUUCAAGGCUUCUAUAUAAUUAUUAUACUUAUUAACACAAUAAAAAUAUUUAAAAUCGA
Messenger RNA from Galleria mellonella (greater wax moth), 7472 nucleotides. RefSeq names its product E3 ubiquitin-protein ligase lubel (gene LUBEL). Lineage: Eukaryota; Metazoa; Arthropoda; Insecta; Lepidoptera; Pyralidae. The record is from RefSeq and is a predicted model, not a curated record. The transcript is spliced from 21 exons. Bases 249 to 7307 code for a protein of 2352 amino acids. Gene Ontology annotation, molecular function: ubiquitin protein ligase activity; K63-linked polyubiquitin modification-dependent protein binding; K48-linked polyubiquitin modification-dependent protein binding. Gene Ontology annotation, biological process: protein linear polyubiquitination. Gene Ontology annotation, cellular component: LUBAC complex.